GUGAUGAAUUCCAAUUCUCUAUCACGAUUCACAUCAAUCGUGAGAACGACAUCGAUCCGCGGAUUUCAUGAUCGAAGCUCAGUGCCACGGGUCGUCGAUGAUCGCGAAAAGUCUUCAGCAAAAUAUAAUGAUGCCGGUUACACGUUCCGUUAUCACCAACAAGGCGUAGAUCCGCUACCUCGUAUUCCUGAUUGUAAAGUCCCAGUAGCACGUCCAGCAUACAAAGUUCGUGAUCAAUGGAGUGACGAAGCUGCUCGCUUCGGUCAAAACGACUAUAUUGAUCUUCUCGGUGAUGGAUCAGUUCAUCCUGCACAACUUCAAUAUCACACGCCAACUUGGCUUCGUGGAUUCCCAGGACAACAUAAAGCAAAUGAGCUCAUCAAACUUAUUCACUAUCGAAAUCUGUAUGAUGCUAAAUUGAAACAAAAUUCACCGAAAAGAUGGCACGAGCUAAGAAAGAGAAUCAAGUAUUUAAUGAUGCAGCACAAUUAUAACAAACAGGAUGAGAUCGGUCGAGAACGCAACUUGGGAUUAUGGGAAGAGGAGCCCGACUACACUUACAAGGACAAAUCACGAAGAUCAUUCAAAGAUGAAAUCCAUUAGAUUUAUAUUGCUUGUUUUUAGCUGUUGUAGAAUUAUUUUUGUUGUUACUAUCUGAAUUUUUAAUAUUAAUUUUCGAAUCUUAGGGAACAUCGAGAUCAUUCGUGGCAUAUCAUAAAGUUUAAGCUUCC
Molecule: messenger RNA, 731 nt
Organism: Caenorhabditis elegans
Lineage: Eukaryota; Metazoa; Nematoda; Chromadorea; Rhabditida; Rhabditidae
Gene: mrpl-51
Product: Large ribosomal subunit protein mL51
Exons: 3
Coding region: 4-603 (199 amino acids)
Cellular component (GO): mitochondrion
Molecular function (GO): structural constituent of ribosome
Source: RefSeq, marked reviewed